AUGGCUCAGUUGCCAUUGGCACACCCACCCGUCCUGCAGCGCGAUCUCUUCAGCGAGACUCUACAUCUGAAGGCUCUGAGAGUUCCAAAGAAGGAGUGCCAGGCUUACAUGAAGCUGCUCAACGGGUACACCUUUGACAAACCCAGGCUGCGCUGCAUUUUGCCAGAGGCUGACAGGCCUGACACGCGGCUCCUGCUCCUUGCAGAGAAGGUCCAAGACCAAGGUGUGCGGCGCUUUGCGCCACCGUGGUACCUCUGUUUCGAGUAUAGAAGCCAUGCUGUGAUUAACCAGUGUGUAUUCAGCAUUAUUGUUACCUAUGAUCUGACGCUGAACUACAGCUACUGGUCUGCUGAGCAUGUACUCAAGAGAUUGCUUCCUGAAGGAUGUGAGGUGCCAACCUCAUUUGAGAGCGUGGGCCAUAUUGCCCACAUGAACUUGCGGGAUGAGCUGCUGCCCUUCAAAAACGUCAUAGGACAGGUCCUUCUGGACAAAAAUCCCUCAAUCAGGACCAUCGUCAACAAGGUUGGGACAAUAGAGAACGAAUACAGGGUGUUUCGAAUGGAGGUGAUUGCCGGAGACAGCGACCUGGACACUGAAGUGAAGCAGCACAAGGCACGCUUCCGGCUGAACUAUGGAGAAGUUUACUGGAACUCGCGGCUGGAGCAGGAGCACAAGCGGCUGGUGGACACUUUCAGGCCGGGCCAGGUGGUGGUUGACAUGAUGGCAGGCAUUGGGCCCUUCGCCGUCCCUGCUGCUCAGAAGGGAUGCAAGGUAUAUGCAAAUGAUCUCAAUCCUAGGAGCUAUCACUACAUGACAGUGAACACCAAGCUCAACAAGGUGGAAAAUCUUGUGAAAGCCAGCUGCAUGGAUGCAAGGGAGUUUGUGCGAUCGCUAUGCAACCCUGACCACAGCACUGCUAGAGACGGUCAGGGUGGCCUUAUUUUCCAUCACGCCAUCUUGAAUCUGCCAGCCACCGCUGUAGAAUUCCUGGAUGUGUUCAACGGAUGCUUCAAUCAGCAGCGAUGGAAGGAUGUGCCUCUCCCACAUGUUCACUGCUAUACAUUUGCAAAGAAUGAAGAGACUGAUGCAGAUAUCAAAGCAAGGGCAGAGACAGCGCUGGGAGGUGCCCUCACCAGUGGUUGCCAGGUGCACCUGGUGCGUGAUGUGGCACCCAACAAGCGCAUGUUCUGCCUGUCCUUUCAGGUACCAGAAGCAAUCGCUUUUGGCCAAGGGGAUCCCACAGCAGCAGCAGCUACCGAAGUUGAUGACAACAUCAGCAACGGUGUGAAUGGGCAUCACAACAAAAAGCAGAAAACUGCAGAGGUCUGCUGA
This is a messenger RNA of Coccomyxa subellipsoidea C-169, 1332 nucleotides long. RefSeq lists its product as hypothetical. Lineage: Eukaryota; Viridiplantae; Chlorophyta; Trebouxiophyceae; Coccomyxaceae. Gene Ontology annotation, biological process: tRNA N1-guanine methylation. Gene Ontology annotation, cellular component: cytoplasm. The transcript is spliced from 10 exons. Bases 1 to 1332 code for a protein of 443 amino acids. The record is from RefSeq and is a predicted model, not a curated record.